CUGGACAAGUGUGCAGGAACCUCCACAUGAGCUGAGGACGUGAGCUGCGGUGUUGGUUCCAAAUGGCGGGAAAGCGUAGCCAGUUGUGGAUCUGGACGAUAGGAACGUUGCUGAUGUGUGUCUGCGUCAACAUGGAUACAGGUGAGCAGACAAAGAAUUCUUCUGAAGAUCUACAGCUUCUAUUCAGACAUCACGGAUCUCUGGCUCGCAGAAAAAGAAACCUCCUGUUCCCCAGCGGGGUGAAACUUUGCAGUCUGGAGACAAUGGACCAAGCGGUCUCCAACCACCUUAACUAUUUUCACCUCAGAGUGUGUCAGGAGACUGUGUGGGAGGCCUUCAAGAUAUUCUGGGACCAGCUGCCAGAACGUGAUCAGUACCAGGACUGGGUUAGCCGCUGCAUAGACGGCUCCAUCAGCAUCACAGAUAUUGGCGGGUUCUUCAGUCAAUCGGAGGAGCACAUAAGCCUCAUUAGAAGUAGAGUUGGCAUGGCAACACCCCUGAGCAGUGCUCCAAUCAGCUCAGGCCUACCUUUGUGCAGUUCUGAAAAUUCAGCAGGGGCCAAUACUGGAGGACUUCUAACCAGCGCUCAGCCAGGUGAAGAGAGCUCCCCCUCUGUCUUUGAAGAAGAAUUAACAGAGAUUCCUGUGGAUUUCCCCUCUGACCCGGCAGUCACUGCUGUGCCAGACAAGCCGAGAGGCUGUGGCUCUAAUGCCACAGGUCAGUCUGACGGCACCACAACAGUGGUAAAGUUAAUCUCUAAGCCGACUCCCCAGGACAUGACUGUCCCACAAGAGGACAGUUCUGCCAGGGUCACCUCCUUUAAUGAGGAAGGUUCCCCCGAGAGCUUUGAUCAGCCAGAUGUCGUGACUGAAGAACUUGAAAGUGCUGCAACUUUUACCCAUAUUGGAAAAGAAGAUGGUUUGUCCCAGACUUUAGUACUCACUACUAAAGAAGAAACUAGCCACAACAUAGAGACGGGUGAAAUUCCCAUUGUAGAGGCAACUGUGAUGUCUGAUCAUAGUGGAGUGACCACUCACCCUGUAGAUGAAGCUAUUCCCUCACAUGUUGUAAAGGACCACAUAGAGGUGACUGAUAUGGCGGAAGAAGCAGUUCAGUCACUUGAAGUGGAAACAACAACACUAAAGAAUGCAAAAGAAGAGGCCCCAAACAAAGGAGCAUCAGUGGAAGACUCACCCAAAUCCAUCAAGGAGACAGCUCUGAAGCAAGAUGAAACUCCUCUUGAGGAUACAGGAAAACUGGAGGAAACCACAGCUGAAGCAGCCAUUGUACCAGCAGGGGCAGAGGUUGUCAAAGACACAGAAGAAGCACAACUGUCACCUGAUAUAGAGCUUGUAGAGGAAAUUGACCCAUUGGAAAUAGCAACACAAGAGGUCAAAUAUGUAGACCCUGUUAGUGACAAUAAACUAGAACCACACAGAACCCACCUUGACUUGCCAAUUGUCGACAAGACAUCUGAAGCUUCUAUGGUUGAAACUACAGAAGAGAGAGGUGAGGCAGUACAGGUUACAGUAGAGUCCACAUCAGAAGGUUCUGAAACUGAAAUUCCAAUAGAAGAAAACAUUGAAGAAGCACAUCCAGAGUCAUAUGAUGACACUACAGAUUUAAUUGUAGAUGGAUCGGAUGUAUUACUGGCAGGGACUGAAUCAGAGGAACCUAAAGUAAUGUUGAACCUUAAUGAUGAAUCUGAGGUGGGUAAUCCAUCAGAAGAAACCAGUUCCUCACCUUUAGGUGAUAAUACAAGCAAAACGAAACUAUUUUCUCUGGGAGAUGGGGUUACCGAACAACUUGUCCCAAUUGUAUCACCUGAGGAUCAUGUCACCCCACUUGAAGAAAGCGCCCAGACAACUCCAACAGGACUUCUCUCUGACAAAAUCCAACUCAUCUAUACAGAUGUUACAGCAAGAUACAGGAUACAUACAGAGGCGCCUGUCCAUGAAACAGUCAGCAUAGCAACAGGUGAUGCCACCACAAGGUACAUUGUCGAGUACAAUAAUGGCAACUACCCAGAUCCCACCGAGAGCGCCCUGAAGGCUCAUGACAACUUGUUAGAUUUCCCCUUUCAGGAGCAGCAGAAUGUGCUGGGUAAUGAAAUCGACAACACCUUCCUGAGGCCACUUAAGGAUCAAAUUGUGGAGCUGAGCAUUACACUGAAAGAAGAAACCUACAACAAUGCUCUCAGAGACCCGAGUAGCUUCCAAUACCAGCAGCUUGUCCGACACUUCACCCGCAAGAUUGGUGAUGUGUUUGAGAAAGUGCCAGGCUUCAAAAAUGCCUUUGUGAUUGAUUUCAGGCCUCAGAAAGACCUGGGGCGGGGUCUGGUUGUUCAUGUCCACUAUGCCAUCACUUUGGAGGUGGACAGUGGUGGCAUCUCGAAGGAGACAUUUGAUUUCAUCACGCUGCAGAACAACCUGGUGGAGAAGAAUUACCCUGUCGCUGCCGAGCAGCCAACUGUUGUAUAUACCAUCACCGACUUCCGCAACUACAUUACAGAAGCACUGCGCAAAGAUAACUUCCUGACCAACAGCAGCCUGGGGACACUCUCUAACCCGCUUUUGACAGAGAACGCUGACAAUUGGUUGCCUUCAGGGAAUCCUACUAGUCGACCACCUGACACCUUUGAUAACAUGGAUAAUGUCCUUGCUGCAGAGAGGCCACCGGAUGCAACAAGUCCGGGGAUGGAAAGCAGUGAUAUUUUAUUGAAGAAAGAUGACUUCCUUUUUGACUCGUUUGACUCAUGGAAAGGCACAAACAUUGGAGCAGUGAGCGAAAAUGACGUCGUCAUGGUUGAUGAGAGUACUACUUUCCCAACGUCGGUUCCUGAGGGGAUAUCACAUCAACUGCCAAGCACACAAAACACUGUUGGGAAUAUUGACAAGGAGGGCUUUCUCAUAAGUUACUCUCCUGGUUCUGGAAACGAACCCUUCCAAGAGGACCGUGACUCGACCAGUGUUGAAACUCCACUCAAUACUCAAAGAGGCCAGAAGUUCACAUUAGAUGAUGGAUCUGGCUCUGGCUUCUCAGGAGAAGGACAAGAAAUGGUUCCCCAGUCUUGGGAAAUGUCAGCAAACCUUUAUAGUGAAAGCCAUCUUGAGAUUCUGCCGCCACCAGAUCUGGAGGAGAUGGAUGAGGAGGAUGGAAUCCAGGAUGAACGGGAUGCUUUUGUUCAGUUACUAACCAGUGAAAGGGAUGAUGUUAUGGGUUUCAACUUCACCCCUGCUACACCUUUACCAACACUUUCCACAUUAGAAGAAUAUAAGCCAAGUAGAAGCAUGGAGGACCUAAUCUUGGAUCAGGUUUUAGUCACACCACACAUUAGCACAGACCCUCGGUUCUCUACCACUCAUGCACCUGUAUUUUCACCCAAGGGCACCUUAACCGUUGAGUUGUCUGUGCAAACAGUGGAAACGUCCGGCAUGUACGAGGAGUUUCAUUUGACUCAGGCACAUCACAAUUUCGUGGCAGUCACAAGAACUCCUCACUCGCAGACGUGGACUCAUGAGCACCCAGUCAUUGUAACUCGACAACAUGACGACACUAUACAAGAGCCAGUAUUUGAAGAAGUACAACCAGUCACAGUCAAAGAAUCACACUUUGAUGCUAUCACACUACAAUGGCCUGAUGGAGAGUUUCUACCUGAAGAACCAAAUUUGUCACUUCCAGAAAUCCACCAUGAUGAGGUUGAGGUGAUAGAGGAGCAACUCGAACUUUCCGAACCAACAAAACCAAUACCUGGGACCCUUGAAGAUGACUUGGUUGUGGAUGAAAUAUUAGCAGUUACAACUGCUGCCUCUGUGCCUGUCACCACUUUGUCUUCCCUUAGUUCAGACCCCAACCCCAUUGCCCUUUCUCCUGAAAAAGACUCGCCCUUUACACGAGUGUCAGACUCUGCCCCUGAAGAUGAGGACUCGCUUCAGUCAGAACACCCAAAUUAUGACCAUAGUUUAUCAAGCACAAUGUCUUCAAAAGUCAGUGAAACAAAAAGUCAUUCAUCAGACAAAGAUUCCAGCACAAGCUUGGAGGUCUUAAAAACACAGGAAAUUCCCCAUAGUACAAAAGCAAGCAAAAUUCAGCCAAUCAAAGAUAACAAAGAUGUGCCAGGUAUUGAUGUCAGCCUUGACAUGUUCCAGUAUGGAGGCAUGGUGACAGAAGGUGACAGCAGUGGUUAUUCUAGUGAGGUGCAGGGCUCAGAAUUGGACGCAAUGGCAUUGCCAACUAAGCCAGUUCAAGCCUUGACUGUGUUCUUCAGACUCCGAGUGACAAACAUGGCAUUCUCCAUGGACCUCUUUAACAAGAGUUCCCCUGAAUACAAGGCACUCGAGCAACGAUUUCUACAACUGCUUGUUCCGCACUUGCAGUCCAACCUGAACAACUUUCAGAACCUGGAGAUCCUCAACUUCAGAAAUGGCAGUAUUGUGGUCAACAGCCGUAUGAGGUUUGACAAACCGGUUUCCCGAGGGGUUGCCAACGUUGUCUUCCUCAUUCUUGAGGACUUCGCUAACACGGCCUAUCAGACCAUGAACCUCGCCAUUGACAAGUAUUCACUGGAUGUCGAAUCAGGCGACAAAGCCGACCCCUGUAAGUUCCAGGCAUGUAACGCCUUCUCACAGUGUAUGGUCAAUCAAUGGUCUGGCGAGGCAGAAUGUGUGUGUGAUGCUGGAUACCUGAGCGUGGAUGGGCUACCAUGUCAAAGCAUCUGUGACGUGCAAGAAGAUUUCUGCCUCAACGAUGGAAAAUGUGAUGUCAUCGCUGGCAAAGGCGCCAUUUGCAGAUGUCGUGUAGGUGAGAACUGGUGGUACCGUGGUGAGCACUGUGAGGAGUACGUCUCCGAACCACUGGUGGUCGGCAUCGCCAUCGCUUCGGUCGCGGGUUUUCUAAUGGUGGCGGCUGGAAUCAUCUUCUUCCUGGCCAGGACUCUUCGGGAGCAAUAUGACAGUGAGGACAUGGAGGAUCCGCUGAGACGAGGUGACAGCAUGGCAACGCUGGAACGCGCAACCAAAUUCAACCCCAUGUUUGAGAGCGACCCUGUCACCACCCAGUAUUACCGACGCUACGACGAUGACCGCCCCCGGUACAGCAGCCCCACAACUUCCUCUAAUGAUCUUGGAAGUGAUGAGGUCCGACACAUCUACCAGAACACGGCACUCACCAAAGAAGAAAUCCAGGAGCGUCUCAGGGUCAUCGAGCUGUGCAGCAGAGAUCAACAUUUUGCUGACUUUGUGCGACAGACGCAAGUUUUCCUGGAGCGACGAGGAAGCUCCACCACAUAAUAAGCAUGGAACUCAGAAGUACUAAACCUUUUUCUAAAGUAACAUCCAUGAAGUCAGUGUGGUUACGCUAAUGAACAUGUUUGAGCAGCCACCGUCACCUGACGUGAGAGAGCUCCUGAUUGGACAGGACGGUGAUCACUUUUCUACCUUUUCUUUGUUGUUCUCAGCUAACAUCGGCCUUUUAGGGCUAUGUCUACACUAACAAAAUACAGGUUUUUGUGCUUAAAAAGUGAGUUUUUUGAAAACUUGGCUGAUGGUGUGAACAGAAAACAGCUUAUAUUGUCUCAUGUCAUAAGAAAUGUGUGACAUUACUUCAUAUAUUUAAACCUUAUUUAACAACACAACACUAGGAAUGACGUUCUAUAAACUUGACCAAAUCUACUAGGUGGAUUGUUUAGGCAAAAUAACCAUGUUUUAUGUUGACAUACUUUUUUUUAAACUACACUCGUGGAGAAUGGACAUUUUUUCAACACCCAAGUAGAGAGAAUUUACAUUUUUGAAAAUGUCUGUAUUGGUAUGGACAUGAUCAAAACCUACAGGAGGUCCUCGGUCUACGGCGAUGUACUGUUAGUGGAGUUGUAUUGUAAGUUGGACUUCAAACCAGAAUUGUAUCCAAAUGAACACUGUUACAGUCAGUCACACUGUGCACCCAACACAUGAAGGACAAAAUACAGUCAUGAAAAGAUGAAUUAAGGUUCUGUAUGUCACUAGCUAAAAAUUACGUUUUUUAAAGCAAAGCAUGUAAGAACAGCUAGCAUAUUUUACUAAUAGCGGUUUAAGAGAACAGAUUUAACAGAUAAAUGUUUAUUUUUGUCACAAUUACAAGUUAAAUUUGUAUUGCCAUUCUGGCCGAAUAAGAAGAUUGGCGUUCAGGCUUUCAAUCACGACUGUCUCACACAAAUGUGCAUGUUCGUUGCACUUGCACGUACACAAAAAAUAUGUUUAAGAACAAAAGGAUGUAAAAUUGACCUAUGAUCAUUUAAAUAUACAUGUAAAACACAUCCUUGUAGUCUAGAUCGGUGUUUUUCCAACCUUUUUUGAGCCAAGGCACAUUUUUUGCGUUGAAAAAAUGCGGAGGCACACCACCAGCAGACAU
Molecule: messenger RNA, 6384 nt
Organism: Nerophis lumbriciformis (worm pipefish)
Lineage: Eukaryota; Metazoa; Chordata; Actinopteri; Syngnathiformes; Syngnathidae
Product: interphotoreceptor matrix proteoglycan 2-like
Biological process (GO): visual perception
Molecular function (GO): heparin binding; hyaluronic acid binding
Source: RefSeq, a predicted model, not a curated record